UCACCGGGUCCCAGACGGUGAAGUAUCUUCGAUGGGAGAGGGACCUGUAUAUAAGCACAAAUCUCUUCUCUGUCAGCUCCUGCAUACUGCUUUGUAUGACUCUGCAUUGCAGAGCCAUUCAAAGCAGUGCGCUUACAGUGAAACACAGCACAUUUACAAAAUACACACAGCACACAGUUAAUCCUUUUAUCGCCCCAUGUUAACCCCUUCCUGCCCAGUGCCAUUAGUACAGUUGUCAGUGCUUUUUAUAAGCACUGAUCACUGUACUGGUGUCCACAGGGGAUGUCAGUGACACCAAGUCAGUUCCCCCCAGUGUCAGAAUGCUGCCGCAGUCCCGCUAUAAGUCGCUGA
This is a messenger RNA of Staurois parvus, 351 nucleotides long. Lineage: Eukaryota; Metazoa; Chordata; Amphibia; Anura; Ranidae. The record is from the annotation of a GenBank genome assembly.